AUGUCUUUUUCCCGUUAUUUCAAGGAUGACGACGAAGUUGUCCAACUUUCAUUAAGUGCGCAUAUAUUCACUCGCGGGAAUGUUAGACAGACUACUGGAUGUGCUUGCGCAAUUUAUAUCAAUGAUGAUCCAAAUUAUUUUAUUACAGAGAGUGCUUGGAGCACAAAAAAGCCUGUAUUCACAACUAAAAUGCAAAUAAUUCCUAAAUUAAGUACUCCCCAAAUUCUAAGAGUGAUUUUACUCGAAAUGACUCCAACAAUCAAGCCAAUUGAAGAAUAUACUAAAUUUGGUGAAGCACGCAUACCAUUGGGACGUGUUUUAGUGAGCAAUGGUGUUGCUGUCACACUCAGCGGAGCUGCAGCUGAAGUUACGAUUCAAGUCAGCCAAGAAUCAACAGGAAGAGGUGUUUUGUCUAUGAUUGUUGCAUUUUACAAUAUGCCAAAAGAUCAUUGGCUUAUGAAGAACUAUCCUGAACUACAUAUUUGCAAACAAGACUCAGAUUCUUCUCAUUGGAAGUCUGUUCGCUCCACAGAAGUCAUUAAACGUCAAGAUGCCGGUCAGUGGGAUCCAAUCUCCAUUCCUUGCAGAUCAAUUUGUAAUAAUGAUUAUUCCAAGAAAAUCAGGUUCAAAGUUGUUGACCAUCCAGAUGACGGACCUGUUGUUCCAAUUGGCUAUGCAGAUGCGAGUGUACAAGAUGUUUCUCAGUUCAGAAACCGAGUUUUAACAUUAACUCCUUAUAAUCCGAAAGUUGCAAGGUGUGGAAAUCUAAUUGUUCGUGCAGCUACACUUAUUGAGCGUCUUACAUUCUACGGACAGCUUUGCAAAGGCCUCAGAUUUAAUUUUGCCUGUGCAAUUGAUUUUGCAAGCACAAACAGACCAGCAAGAGACUCUAAAUCCCUCCAUUACACUACUUUUGGCCAAGAUAACGCCUACCAAGCUACAAUCAAUGCAAUUGGAGGUGCAAUUGAACCUUAUUCAGACGGACAUCCAUUCCACGCUUGGGGAUUCGCCGCAAAAUAUAAUAGAGUGAUGUCCCAGAAUUUCCCACUCACACUUGACGGCAGCGAAGACCUUCAAGGACUCAAAGCUCUUCAAAAUGCUUAUUGGAAUAUUUUUGAGAGCAUCGUUUUUGACAAACCAGUCCUGAUUGUUCCUUCAACACAGAUGGCCAUUAACAGGGUCAAAGGAUCAAAGAAUCCAGGAGAUUAUUUAGUUUUUCUGAUUCUCUUGGCAAAUGUUCCUGAUGACCUCGAAGAGUUUAUAGACCUUCUUUACCAAAGUCAGAUGGAGCCAAUUUCAGUAAUUAUGGUCGGAAUUGGAGAUGCAGAUUUUUCUGUUUUAGAACAGAGCUUUGAAACCGGAAAACUCGUUAAUUCGUCUGGAAAAUCGUUCGACAGAGAUGUUGCUGUUUUCUUAAGGUUUAAUAACUUCGGAAUGAACGGUUUAACAAUGCUUAUGUCAUCUGCGCUGUUUUCUAUUCCAGAUCAGGCUAUGCAUUGGUUCGAAGUUAAUAUAGAGCUUGUUUCAAGUUAG
Trichomonas vaginalis G3 is the source of this 1533-nucleotide messenger RNA. RefSeq names its product negative regulation of response to water deprivation. The coding region runs from base 1 to 1533 and encodes 510 amino acids. NCBI's taxonomy places the organism in Eukaryota, Parabasalia, Trichomonadida, Trichomonadidae. Gene Ontology annotation, cellular component: plasma membrane. Gene Ontology annotation, biological process: cellular response to calcium ion. The record is from RefSeq and is a predicted model, not a curated record. The transcript has a single exon. Gene Ontology annotation, molecular function: calcium-dependent phospholipid binding.